Messenger RNA from Danio aesculapii, 3117 nucleotides. RefSeq names its product zinc finger protein 345. Lineage: Eukaryota; Metazoa; Chordata; Actinopteri; Cypriniformes; Danionidae. Bases 121 to 2394 code for a protein of 757 amino acids. The record is from RefSeq and is a predicted model, not a curated record. The transcript has 4 exons. Gene Ontology annotation, biological process: regulation of transcription by RNA polymerase II. Gene Ontology annotation, molecular function: DNA-binding transcription activator activity, RNA polymerase II-specific; RNA polymerase II cis-regulatory region sequence-specific DNA binding. Gene Ontology annotation, cellular component: nucleus.
UCUGUUUCACCCGCCACAAACAAGCAAGUAGUUGGGUCGAGUUUUGGUACUUUUAAUAUGCAGUUUUGGUGUGUAAUGAGGUAAUAAGCAUAUGUUUUGCGUAUAGAGUGCCGAGUAAACAUGACAGCAGUAAUUCACGAGUUGCUGUCCUCCGUUAUGGGGGUUUUAGUAGAAAGUGUCGUGUCGGAGUUGAGCAAACAUCUCUCUGACUUCACGACUGUAUUAUCCGAAGAGUGGAAGCGCAACAAGGGGACAGCAGCGAACAAAAACAGACUUAAACAGGCCAGCCAAGCCAAAUCUAAGGAGUUUGCUGCAUUCAUGGAGCUGUUGAGUAAAGCCACGGUAGAGACGAUGGUGAAACUGAUCCACGAUCGCAUCUCAGCUCAAGUACUGAAAGUUACAGCAAAGUCUCAACUCUCACAGGAAGACAAGCUAGAUGAGGGUCAAGCAGCCACAUCUGAGCCUGAAAACGGUGUGCUUCUUGAGCCUGGACAGAAUAAAGACUAUGAAAUGGGAUUAGAACAUCAUGAAAACUCUGGACCAGCAGCAAACAAUCAGUACCAACAACUCUCAUCCGCACCCACAGACAUUCUGGCAAGCGCUUUAGUUUUGAGUGAAAGCCAGCCUUCCACAAGCACAAAUGGAGCUGCAGAGGGGAGACGGGAACCUUUUGUUUGCGAGUCCUGUGGAGUGUCUUUUAGUGAUGGAGCUCUCUUGAACAUUCACAAUGCUUUACACAAAGAAAGACCUUUCAAUUGUUUGAUAUGUGGGAAUACUUUCAAAAUGAUGAAGUGCUUGAUGAAACACCAGAGAUUUCACACUGCUCCAAAUAUGAGUAUUGAGUUCGAAGGCCCACUGCAUGAGGAAGAAUUCAUUGUGCAGCUGGAAACCUGUGACAGUACAUCACUGGAAACACUAGAGGUCACCACUCAAGAUAUUCUCCAAAAUAACCUGGAUACCGAAGACGUGUCUUGCGCUGUCUUGGAAAGCAGUCAGUAUGCUGCUGCAUCACUCGUACAAACUUUAAACAUUUCUAUAGAGAACACAGAUGACGGACAAUCCAACGCCACACAUGACAUGAACAUGAUAAAGCAAUCCAAUGAUGGUUUGUUCCGCUGCAAAACAUGCGGGAAGUGUUUCGAGCUGAGGUGGAAGUUCAUUAAUCACGUUCGGGCUCACGUUAAACAUUACAAAUGCUCCCACUGCGAUAAACGCUUUACCAUGAGAAGCUGCCUCAUCAGACACGCAGCGACGCACACUGGAGCUCAGCUCUUCAAAUGUGACAUAUGCUCCAAAUCUUUUGUAUUUCAGGCCUCCCUAGAAAAGCACAAGCAUCUUCACACUGCAGAAAAGACUGUUACAUGCCCAAACUGCCAGAAGGUUUUUCCAGGCACACGUUCGUUUGGUAGACACCGAUGCAGAGCAGUCGAAACGCUCUACAACUGUCCCGUCUGUGACAAACAGUUCAAAAUCAAACAGAACAUGCUAGAUCACCAAACGCUGCACACCGGAGAAAAGCCCUAUUGCUGCGAGAUUUGUGGUGAGUUUUACAGCUGCGAAAGAUAUCUGAAAAAUCACCAGAAGAGUCACAUCGAGAAAACCUACGAGUUUUCCUGUGAAAUUUGCGAGAAGAGGUUUAGCGCUCGCAAACACCUGCAGGCGCAUAUGCUUGUGCACACAAGGGAAAAGCGAUACACGUGUGACGUAUGCGACAAGAAGUUCGCAACCUCUGGAAAUCUCAACAGACACAAAGCCGGUCACACAGGAGUGAAACUUUACGGUUGUCCGAUAUGCUUAAAGAGGUACACGACUGCAUACGCCCUAAAGAUGCACACACACAAACAUACUUCAAGCAAACCGUUCCUUUGCGACGUUUGCGGUAAGGGAUUCACCAGUUCGGACUACAUGAAAAGGCACAAGAGAAUCAUUCACGCUGGCAGGAGGGAUUGCGUGUGUUCCAUCUGUAACAAGGCCUUCAUAUUCCCCAGUUCUCUUAAUCAGCACAUGCUUGUACAUACAGGAGAGAAGCAUCAUGAAAGACUGGUCAGUCCUCUGCUGAAGAAGUUCGCUUGCGAUCAUUGUCAAAAGAAGUUCUACUCACAAGCCGCACUUACGGUACACCAAAGGGUUCACACUAAAGAAAAGCCGUAUAGUUGUGAGAUUUGCGGAAAGAGGUUUGGGUAUUCCAGCAGUAUUCAGAUGCAUAUGAGAAUACAUACUGGAGAGAGACCUUUCGGCUGUGAUGUUUGUGGUAAGACGUUCAAUCAAGCUGUUCAUCUGAGGACUCAUCAGCGAGUGCACACCGGUCUCAAGUCUUUUAGCUGUGAGAGCUGCGGGAAGAAGUUUGUGGACCAUAGAAAUCUCAAGCAACAUAAAUGUAAAUACACCAUGUAAAAAUUAAGGUUACACUGAAUUAUUGGGGUAGUUCAGCCCAAAUAUUUUAUUUGCUUUUAAUUUAUUCACCCAUCCAAGAUGUAGGUGACUUUUUUUCAGGAGAUUACUGAAGAUUUUGAACUGAAACUUGGUUCUUGGUCAGUUAUAACAUGCAAGUAAAAAACAACCAAAGGCAAAUGCAAAUUAUUAUCUGUGGCUCCUGAUGAUACGUUGAGGUCUUAUGAAGAGAACUGAUUGAUCUGUGUAAGAAAAUUAACGUUACAGCAUUGUCGUUAUCCACAGCUUCUGCAAAUGCAAGCUUCCUGUCGCAUAAUGACUUGAACAACUCAGAUUUGAGUUUGCUGAGGUUGAUUUAAAUAAGGUUUAGUUUUUACACAGACUUGAUUUUUCUGUUCAUAAAACUUUAAUCAGUGUUUUAUUUUGUUCUACUGAAGAAAGAAACGUACAUGUUAAAUGGCCUGAGUCGGUACAAAUCAACAGAACAAUUUUUAUUUUAAUGGAGUUACUGUUGAACAUUGCAUCUCGUUUUCAAUACUGUUUGAAACGGUAAUGCAUAGCCUUAUGUUAAUAAUUGAUGAUCUGCAGUCAUAAUUGGCAAGUUGAUUGGAUAAGGUUUUGUAUAGUUCUGUAUUUUAUUGUUUGGAAAUAUUAUAUUUAUAUCAAACCUGGACUGGCAAUCAAUGCUUGUGCGUAACUGCAAUAAAAAACAACAUGAGGAACCAC